Molecule: messenger RNA, 1180 nt
Organism: Perca flavescens (yellow perch)
Lineage: Eukaryota; Metazoa; Chordata; Actinopteri; Perciformes; Percidae
Product: survival motor neuron protein
Exons: 7
Coding region: 73-810 (245 amino acids)
Biological process (GO): mRNA processing
Cellular component (GO): cytoplasm; nucleus
Molecular function (GO): RNA binding
Source: RefSeq, a predicted model, not a curated record
AGAGAUGGACAACAGGGUGGACAGAAAGAUGGAGAGAGAGAUGGACAACAGGGUGGAGAGAGAGAUGGAGAGAUGGUCCCUCCACCCUCAGAUGAGUGGGCUGUGGGUGCUCGGUGUCGGGCGGUGUGGUCUGAGGACGGCCGGCUGUAUCCGGCCACGGUGCUGUGUCUGGACGGAGAACGCUGCCGAGUCCGUUUCAACGGCUACGGGAACCAGCAGGACAUGGACCUGAGCGCGCUCAGAAGCCCUGACGCUGCUCCUCCAACACAGAGACAAAACUCUCAGGACUGGAAACCCGGCGCUCGCUGUCGGGCCGUGUACGUGGAGGACGGUCUGGUCUACCCGGCUGUGGUUCUGUGGGUCAAAGGUCAGCGCUGCGGCGUUCGCUUCGACGACUACAACAACGAGGAGGAAGUGGACACCGACAGCCUGAUGAACCCCGACGAGCUCCACGGACCGAGCAGAGCCAAGGUGAAAGAGAGAGCCAGUAAUCGGAGGAAAGUGGAGAAAGAAGACGAGAAGAAGAGAGGAAACCAGCAGAGAGACGAAGCAGAGAAACCGGCCAAUCACAGCUUCUCUUUCUUCCCUCCGUUUCCUCCUCCUCCGUCUCCUCGGUCGGCCUCUGGGGAUGCCGUGGCCUUCAUCCCUCCUCCUCCUCCUCCUCCUCCUCUGUGGGCGUUUGGUGGGAAAGAGUCGAGCUCUGCGGCCGUGGACGCCUCCUCCAGCAUGUUGAUGCUGUGGUACAUGUGUGGCUUCCACACCGGCAGCUACAUGGCUCAGCAGGGCUUCCAGUCCAGCUCCAAAGACUGAGAAAGAAGAAACCUCCUUCGUCUUUUAGGUUUUAUUUUUUUGCUUCACAGACCGAGAGAAUUAUGGGACGAGAUGCAGCUGAGAAGAUCCUCUUUUUGUUUCCUUCCAAAGUGCACUUGGACAUUUCAUUUGUAUAUUUUAAGACGUGAUGUUAUGAGUUGUAAGUUGAAUGUUUUCCUGCUGGAGUCUGUCGAUGGUCCAGCAUGGAGAGAGCGUUUGUUUUCAGACACACACAGAGACGUUUGAAUCUUUGUUUGAAUCUUUCUGUUUGAAUCUGUUGUUCUUUUGUUCAGUCGGUGAAUCGCUGAAGAGUUAGACAAUGAAAUGAAAAAUUAUUUUUGUUAUUAAAAACAAAAGGUGAAUAUCUGCA